CUGUUCGAGCUGCCAUCUCGGGUUUUUUUAUUAUUUUGCAAAAGAUUGCAAUUUGUGUAAUUUUUUCGUGUUUUUCCUUGAAAAUUGGGGUGAAAAGUGGAUAAUUGGACACUGGAAAACCUUUAGCGGUGUUUAAACUAAGCAGUGAGUGUUUGUUUCGCAUUGUUUUUGGGGAACUUUGACGGGAAAUUGAGUACCCCCAGCUGAUUUUUGCAUUCACCGCCAUGGGUGGUGCGUGGGUGUGAGGAUUAUUGGAGCGUUUAAAUUGUCAGGGAAGGCGCAUUGAGAGCGCAAAUUGUGUGAAGCCACCAGUCUUACUAAAAGUGAAGGAGGAGGAACUUCCGGACGCCAGGAUGAAUUCAAUUCCAUCGACGGCACCCACAUCGGCAGAUGCAUGCCUCAGUAUUGUGCACAGCCUCAUGUGCCACAGGCAGGGUGGUGAGAGUGAGGGCUUUGCCAAGCGUGCCAUUGAGAGUCUCGUGAAGAAGCUCAAGGAGAAGCGCGAUGAGCUUGAUUCCCUCAUAACGGCCAUCACGACAAAUGGGGCACAUCCCAGUAAGUGCGUCACCAUUCAGCGUACCCUCGAUGGACGUCUGCAGGUGGCCGGGCGGAAGGGCUUCCCGCAUGUAAUCUACGCACGCAUCUGGCGAUGGCCGGAUCUGCAUAAAAACGAACUGAAGCACGUAAAGUACUGUCAGUAUGCUUUUGACCUCAAAUGUGACUCCGUGUGCGUGAAUCCCUAUCACUAUGAACGCGUUGUCUCACCGGGCAUUGACCUGAGUGGGUUGACACUGCAAUCGGGCCCCAGUAGGAUUGUUAAGGAUGAAUACUCUGCUGGUGGUUUGGUACCGAGUCAAAUGGAGAUGGAAGCACUCGAUACGGGCACCAUACAGCACCAUCCACCACCACCGAUGAACAAUUCAUCCUACGCUGGAUACCAGCAAGGACCUCAUACAAUGACAGUUCCACCGGAUGGUGGUCUCCCGUCAACUGCAUGCAUCCACCCGGGGCAGCAGGUGCAACAGCAACCGAUUGUUUCACUCGCCGGCAUGGCGGCAACAGCUCAGGCGAAUGUUAUGCCAUCCUCAGCACCUCCCGAAGGGGCAUUGCAAGCUCAAUCGCCCCCGCAGACCUACUAUGCAGGUACACCAGCUGUACCACCAGCAGCGGCUGAGCAGCAACUCCCCGUGGAGGCACAACCACAAGCUACAGCAGGUAGCAGCAUGACAAUCAUCCAGACAUCGGCAUCAGCAUCGGGGCAUCCGCAGAAGAAUGGCUACGUUGCAGCAGCGGCAUCGGGAGCAGCGACACCUGGUGCGGGUGGUGGUGGUGGUGGAGCAGGUCAAGUGCAAUCAACACAGCCAUUCACGUCUGCAGAAUCCAUUCAGGGCACCUGGACGGGUUCCAGCACUCUCACCUACACGCAAUCAAUGCAACCACCGGACAUGAGGCAGAAUCAAUCAAUGUUCUGGUCACAUGGGAACUCCCAUAUUCAGGGGGAAGUCUUUGGGCAUCAGCGCUUGCUGUCGCGUCAACCAGCCCCUGAAUAUUGGUGCUCUGUGGCGUACUUUGAGUUGGACACACAAGUGGGGGAGACGUACAAGGUGCCGUCGUCAAAGCCAAAUGUCAUUGUUGAUGGGUACGUUGAUCCCUCUGGGGGGAAUCGCUUCUGCCUCGGGGCACUCAGCAAUGUCCACCGAACGGAACAGAGUGAACGCGCCCGGUUGCACAUUGGCAAGGGCGUACAGCUUGAUCUCCGCGGCGAAGGGGAUGUCUGGAUGCGCUGCCUCAGUGAUCAUUCAGUCUUCGUGCAGAGCUACUACCUCGAUCGCGAAGCAGGACGAACUCCCGGUGAUGCUGUUCACAAAAUCUAUCCAGCUGCAUACAUUAAGGUCUUUGAUUUGCGCCAAUGCUACAGACAAAUGCAAUCUUUGGCCGCCAAUGCUCAAGCAGCAGCUGCAGCACAGGCAGCUGCCGUUGCGGGGCUCCCUGGAUCUCAAAUAGGCGCUCCACCACGCAGUCUCAAUGCAGCUGCUGGGAUUGGUGUGGAUGACCUUCGGCGUCUCUGUAUCCUGCGCCUGAGCUUUGUGAAGGGCUGGGGUCCUGACUAUCCGCGACAGAGCAUCAAGGAUACUCCAUGUUGGGUAGAGGUUCACCUCCAUCGAGCUCUUCAACUUCUCGACGAGGUACUCCACACAAUGCCCAUCGAUGGACCCCGCACCGUUGAGUAAGAAAGGAGGAAAGGAUGAGCCCCCUAAGCUGACUUCUCAGAGCCAUUUUUACAAACUUAUUAUAUUGCAUUAUGUAAAUAAUUUAAUAGAGAGAAAAAAAACAUUUAAUUGAAUAAAACAUUCACACAUUGCA
Molecule: messenger RNA, 2364 nt
Organism: Lutzomyia longipalpis
Lineage: Eukaryota; Metazoa; Arthropoda; Insecta; Diptera; Psychodidae
Gene: Med
Product: mothers against decapentaplegic homolog 4
Exons: 6
Coding region: 354-2231 (625 amino acids)
Biological process (GO): SMAD protein signal transduction; transforming growth factor beta receptor signaling pathway; anatomical structure morphogenesis
Cellular component (GO): heteromeric SMAD protein complex
Molecular function (GO): DNA-binding transcription factor activity, RNA polymerase II-specific; I-SMAD binding; RNA polymerase II cis-regulatory region sequence-specific DNA binding
Source: RefSeq, a predicted model, not a curated record